AUGUUGCACAACUCUAACUGCAGAUUAGCAACCGUUGUGUCUCUUCAAUUGAACAAUGGCUGCGUAGAAUCGAGUGAUUGGACGAGGUCAUUUUCCUGCCUGCCCUGCAUCAACCAGCAACGCGUCUUCUUCCCCACACCAAGUAACAUCCGUAGCGUCAAUCAAUCCUUUUUUCACUCAUUGUAUUACUUACAUAUUUUCUAUUUUGUCUCUCUCACUCUCCCUCAUUAUUUCUUUGACCUACUCUCUUCAUUAUACACGUUUCACUUUUGCUUCUGCAACUUUAUUUUCUUUCUUUUUCUGUCACUUUCUCUUUUAUCUUUUUUUCAAUCUCUUUAUUCGACAUUUCUUUCUUUCUCUCUCCUUGUUGUCUCGCUUUCCCUCAAUGUCGUAUACCACUUAUUCCUUUUCUUUUAUCUUAUUACUUCUCAUUCACUUUCCCUCUUUCGUCUCCAUUCUCUUUCUGCUACACUUUCUGUAUCUUUCUUCUCCUUCUCUCUGCCAUUUUUGAGUGCCAUUUCAGUAGAUCUACUCUUAAGCACCCUAUUCAUUGCCGCCCCGUAUACUGUUCAAUUAAAUCUCCGUCGCGACACUAAUUGGAGAGUCGCAAUCCCCGAGAAAAGACGAGACUAA
Molecule: messenger RNA, 633 nt
Organism: Acanthosepion pharaonis
Lineage: Eukaryota; Metazoa; Mollusca; Cephalopoda; Sepiida; Sepiidae
Source: the annotation of a GenBank genome assembly